AUGAACUAUUACUUCCUUUUCACGUUUGGCAUUGACAUCUUAAUCUAUAUUGCUGCGUUUUCAGUCGCUCACAACUGCCUGCUAGUACUCAUCCAGGGUGAUCAUGAAGAAGAGUUGUCCUCAAUGGCCGUUGCGAAGGCGGCGAAGCACUUCUCAAACCUCUAUGCGUUGACGUUCAUCGAAUGGCGCGGCGACAUGGAGGAGAAGAUGGAAGCCGCUUAUAACACCCACAUUCUAAAAGUCAGCAACCUCGCUGAACAGGAAAGGCAUGACUCACUCAUCGGUUUGAUCUCGCAAGGAUUAUGUAACGACAUCGCUUUAGGCUUACUGUACGGGAUCUUAACUAACGCUGAAACUGCUCCGGAAAACUUUCGAGAUCUCACGUUCAUAACCGGCGACGGUUUACAGUUUGCCAUGGCCAAAGUCAACUGGAUUGUGGCUGAGAUGUUCCAAAAAUUGCUCGAAUUCCCUCGGAAUCAGGUGAAUUUUAAAAUUAAGUGGCGAAGAGUCGAAUGAUA
This is a messenger RNA of Soboliphyme baturini, 518 nucleotides long. The record is from the annotation of a GenBank genome assembly. NCBI's taxonomy places the organism in Eukaryota, Metazoa, Nematoda, Enoplea, Dioctophymatida, Soboliphymatidae.